AUGCUCUACACCCCUGGAACUAACAACUCAACAGCUGUACCGACCACUAACUUUAACCCUGAUGAGGAGAGAAUUCCUCCACUCCCCCCGACGCCUCUUGAUUUCCCCAACUACUCCCCCAACUUACCUCCAAAACCGCUAAAUGAGGAAAGCUGCAACGAGUUACAUCGGCUCCUGGCCGCAAUAAGGAAACCGCAGGAUGUUUCCCCCGCUCACCUGGAAGCUCUCAAUCUGACUGCUGAAUCCGAUAUCCCUAUAUCAGAUAUUGUUCCCUCAGGUGUCCUAAAGACUUUGCCACCAUAUCAAUGGACGGAGCAACCCCCAACCACGAACGCGUCAGAAACAGUCGAAAUUCCAAUUCCAGUGUUAAUGAGUAACGGUUGUCCGUUCCCAACCAAGGAGAGAUAUGACCUUCUAAAAGAAGAAACCCUCUAUGAUAACGAUGACGCCUUUCGAACAGUCUCUCGGCUAGCCUUUCGGCCUGGCCGUGAGAAGAUCAAGCUCACUCAGAGCAGAAAGUUCUGGGCUGGUCUUGAUCAGAUAGCACAGUAUUGGGACACGACUCUAGAUCAAUAUAUUGAGCGUCCCCCAGAUGAUGGCCCUUCCAAAGAUGGAAACGAAGCUUCGGGUAAAAUGCAUGUUGAUGAUUCACCGGCUCCUAAACGACACAUUGAUGUUGGGCAAGUAAGUAGGAAUCGUACUGUAUGCGGAGCCCAACCCACUGAAAUAAGUAAUGAACCGUGCAAAACCCCCAACACAAAAUCGACGUAUAUUGGUCGAAGAAUUGGCACAGGUCAUGAAUGCCCAGAAGAUGUACGCGAGGAGACGCUGCGUGGCUUUAUGGAAAUGAUUGCAUGGCCAUUUGGAUGCCAGGCCAGCAUUCCCACUCUACCCCCUCGCCUCCAGUUGAAAGGAAUGCUUUUCCCAGUCCGCCAAAAUUUUGUUGUUGCUCGAUCACCUCAAGACAGACAAAUUGCAAGAAAAGGCAUACUUGAGGGCCCUAUGAUAUUCGUGCAAUGCAGAGGUGAAACCUCAUUCCACGACAAGAACAACACGGCGGGGGACAGAUGUAGGGAGAUAUGUGAUCUUUUACGUGAGGUUGCUGCAAUGCUCCUGUUUGCACAAGAGAGGGCCAGGGAUGGUGCAACAGAAACACGACCUGGUGAUGGAAAAUGGUGGACCACAACGCCACGGUGGGGUGGAGCUGAUAACUCUGGUCCUGAAGCCGAUAAAUCAAAUAUCGAUAAGCCCAAAGAAGCAACCCAGGAUUCUGAAGAUCGAUUAGCAAAUAAAAGAUCCAAAUGUGACAGAACUUCACUCCCAUUUAGACGACAUGGUUCAAGCGGCUCAAAAAAAUUGAGCGUCGCCGAGAGAUGGAAAAUAUUACAACCUGGUCCAAGCAUGUGGGAUAGGAAAAUGAGGUAUACACAGAUUGGGACAGACAGGGUCUCUUCAUUUGAUGAUAUAUUCAUGGUAUCCUCGAUCAACCACCACUUUUCAAUUCUUCAUCUCCGCGUCCACUCGAAAUACCUGGAAUGGUUGACAACUGGUAAGGUCAACGUCGAGGACGAGACAGGAGACAGCUGUGGAACUCCAUGGUACGCCCUCCAGUUGCGCCGAACCAGAUGGCUCGAUCUCCUUGAUGCAAAUGACAGGUUAGAAGGCCUGAAUGGGCUUUGGGCGCUAUUCUCCUGGCUUAUGAGAUAA
Molecule: messenger RNA, 1707 nt
Organism: Paracoccidioides brasiliensis Pb18
Exons: 3
Coding region: 1-1707 (568 amino acids)
Source: RefSeq, a predicted model, not a curated record